AUGAGCGUGACGCGUCAUGGGGUCCGUAAAUCAGAUACCGAAUACCAACGGCCAAGAUCAUUUCAAAGUAAAUUUGAGGAAAUGGCAGAAAGUGAGGAUAUUCAGCCUCUUGUUUGUGACAAUGGUACCGGAAUGGUCAAGGCUGGGUUUGCUGGAGACGAUGCACCGAGGGCUGUUUUCCCUAGCAUUGUGGGUCGCCCACGCCACACCGGUGUGAUGGUUGGUAUGGGUCAAAAGGAUGCAUAUGUCGGGGAUGAGGCUCAAUCAAAGAGAGGUAUUUUGACUUUGAAAUAUCCAAUUGAGCAUGGUAUUGUUAGCAACUGGGAUGAUAUGGAGAAGAUUUGGCAUCACACCUUCUACAAUGAACUCCGUGUGGCUCCUGAAGAGCAUCCGGUUCUCCUUACAGAAGCUCCUCUUAAUCCCAAGGCCAAUCGUGAGAAAAUGACCCAGAUCAUGUUUGAGACCUUCAACACUCCCGCAAUGUAUGUUGCUAUCCAGGCUGUCCUUUCCCUUUAUGCCAGUGGUCGUACAACUGGUAUUGUUCUGGACUCUGGAGAUGGUGUGAGUCACACAGUUCCCAUCUAUGAAGGCUAUGCCCUCCCACAUGCCAUUCUGCGUCUUGACCUGGCAGGUCGUGAUCUCACCGAUGCCCUCAUGAAAAUCUUGACUGAGCGCGGUUACUCUUUCACCACCACAGCAGAGCGUGAAAUUGUAAGGGACAUGAAGGAGAAACUAGCCUACAUUGCUCUUGAUUAUGAACAAGAGCUAGAGACAGCAAAGACCAGCUCAUCUGUUGAGAAGAGCUAUGAGCUGCCAGAUGGGCAGGUUAUCACCAUUGGAGCUGAACGUUUCCGGUGUCCCGAAGUCCUCUUCCAACCAUCCAUGAUAGGGAUGGAAGCUGCUGGCAUACAUGAAACCACAUACAACUCUAUCAUGAAGUGUGAUGUCGAUAUUAGGAAGGAUCUCUAUGGCAAUAUUGUCCUCAGUGGUGGCUCUACCAUGUUCCCAGGCAUUGCCGACAGGAUGAGCAAGGAAAUUACAGCAUUGGCUCCCAGUAGCAUGAAGAUUAAGGUGGUUGCACCACCAGAAAGGAAGUACAGUGUCUGGAUAGGAGGCUCCAUUUUGGCAUCCCUCAGCACCUUCCAGCAGCUGCUUGUUGAUCAUUAUGCUAAUGACAAUAGACCCAGCACAAGUAGUGCAUGGACAAUGGUCGUUUCAGAAGCAUCUCUUAAGAUACACGAUUGUCGAUGGCCCAGCUAG
Molecule: messenger RNA, 1260 nt
Organism: Dovyalis caffra
Lineage: Eukaryota; Viridiplantae; Streptophyta; Magnoliopsida; Malpighiales; Salicaceae
Source: the annotation of a GenBank genome assembly